Malania oleifera is the source of this 1919-nucleotide messenger RNA. RefSeq names its product RING-H2 finger protein ATL3-like. The transcript is spliced from 2 exons. Bases 516 to 1514 code for a protein of 332 amino acids. NCBI's taxonomy places the organism in Eukaryota, Viridiplantae, Streptophyta, Magnoliopsida, Santalales, Ximeniaceae. The record is from RefSeq and is a predicted model, not a curated record.
AAAAUGGAUGGGCUGCCCCUUGAAGCAGUCCAAUGCGAAUGGAAAAUUGGAAAUGAGGAGCGCGGGAUUGAAGAUCUCAUGGGGCCACGCUGACGCCUGUUUGUCUUUUGACUCUUUGGGGGUUUUUUGAUUUUCCAACUUUGAAGCGCAAACGUCGCCAGAAAUCAGACUGCGGAAGAGUCGUGCCCGCCUGCCUCCGCAGCUCCGUUCCGCCCCCAGUGCCAAUGCGUGCCCCUCACUUUUCUUUCUCUUCUUCCAAUUGGGUUGGGGGUUGAGAGACUUGUCCCCAGAAGCAACACUAAGCGAUCUUCACCUGGGUCUUGGAGAACUCUUACGGCUGACGCGAGGCGGACCUUACCUGGAAGUCCCUCCCGAUACAUUUGAGGUCCAACUUUUGUAGCAGGUGAAUUCUAUUUUUGUUAUCUAAUCAGAGAGAGAGAGAGAGAGAGAGAGAGAGAGAGGUUUAAAUCAAUUGCAGAAAAAUCACAUUCGAGCAAGGGGGGCUGGCAUCGAUCAUGGGGGGCUCGUCGGACUUGGGCGGAAACUUGGACAGCACGGGGGCAAUCGGUUUAACGGGCAAGAUCAUGGUAUCAGCCAUUAUCGUGCUCUUUCUGGUGGUGGUGUUCGUUCUUUUUCUCCAUCUCUACGCCAAAUGGUUCUGGUGGCGCUCGCGAGAAGACAUCAACAGCAACCCGUCUUCCUCCGGUGACUCUCGGCGGCGGCGCCGCCGCUUCGUCUUCGCUCCCGGCCAAGAUCAGGGCAUCGCCGCCCUGCACAAAGGGCUAGAUCCCUCUGUCCUCCGAUCUCUUCCCGUACUAAUCUUUCACCCCGAGGACUUCAAGGACGGAUUGGAGUGUGCCGUGUGCCUGUGCGAACUUUCCCAAGGGGACAAAGCUCGCCUCCUUCCCAAAUGCAAUCAUGGGUUCCAUGUCGAUUGCAUCGACAUGUGGUUCCAGUCCCACUCCACCUGCCCAUUGUGCCGGAACCCCGUCGCGGGCGCCGAACCCUGCUCCGUUCCGACCGGCUCCGAAUCGGCUGAGACUGUUCAGUCUGCGGAUCAAAGCGUGGCUGUUGGCGUGUACUCGACCGAAUCCCCCAACUUCCCCACAAAUGUCCUCUUUUGGGGUAACCAGACCCAAGUCAGGUCCGGGGUUUUGCCGGGUGCGUCCUUCGAAGAAGAAGAAGAAGAAGAGGGGCCUUCUUCUCAAUCCCCAACAUCACCAUCAUCAUCUUCUUCUUCCUCCUUUUCGGGCUCAGGGAACAGGGAAGACGGAAUGUUGGUAAUUGACAUACCCAGGCAGAUAAACAGUGAGAGUUUCUCAGCACCGUCGCCUUCGGCAAUUAGGUGUUCUGAGGAAGAAGCGAAAUCACCGAUGACGACCCGGCUGCGGUCGCUGAAGAGGUUAUUAAGCAGAGGGGAUAAAAAGAUCGUCCCCUGCAGCACCAGCUCCGGCGAUGAUGUUGAGCAAGUUUCAGGAAGAGGGCAGAGUUCUAAACCCACCUCAGAUUGCUGAAGAUGGUGAAGAUUUAUGCAAACGAGAGAGACUGUCGUAAUUUAUUCUUCAGCUUUGGGUGUUUGAGAAUUUAGGCGUACAGUUUAGAUGUCCAGUUCUAGUUUAUCAUGGGAAUUGAAUCAAUUGGUGGUUGUUCUUGAUUCCCGGAGAUGAACCUCAACUCGAGACACAAACAAUGAAGAGUGCAGGGCAUAGAAUUCUCUUCAUUCCAUCUGCUGUAAAGGACAUUUUCAUCUCUGCUUUCUGCAAUACAGUUUGAUUUGUACAUGAGUAUUGUCAAUGUCAGCUGAGAAAAAGCAUAGUCCGCUUCUCUGGGUGGUGGAAAUGCAUCAAACAUCAAUCAAUCAAUCCAUCUUCUUCUCUUUUGCAGAAGACGUUUAAUACAACUUCAAAUUUUUGUUUCCA